AUGGGCGCUGCAGACAUCACACAGGACCCAAGCUUUGACUCAAAAAUGGAUACGGAUAAGCCUCAGACCACGGUGUUCAUCCAAAAAGUGUACGAUCUCGUCCAGGAUGCUGAGACGGCGGACACUGUCAGUUGGGAAGAGUCUGGGGAGUCUUUCGUUAUCUGGCGGGUCGGAGACUUCACCGAAAAAGUGCUUCCUGCCUAUUUCAAACACAGCAACAUGUCGUCUUUUGUGAGACAGUUGAAUCAGUACGGGUUUCACAAGAUCAGUCACGAGCGCUGGGAGUUCCAGCACGAGUUCUUCCGACGAGACCGGCCGGACCUUUUGAGUCAGAUCAAGCGGAACCGGCCCGAGCGACGGAAGAGGGUACUGGGAGCAUCUGGUACGAGCGGCUCCUCGGGCUCGGUGAACCAUGGCAGCGCCUUCAAGCCAGUGCAGGGUGUGCGCAUGCUGCCCGGAGGGGUUGCCUCCAAACCGCGGCUAGACGCGAACGCUGCCUACCUUCAGCAGCACAUCAAUGUCCCGUUGGCUGCAUCUGAGCUGCUGGGCGAGGAGGAUCUGGCAACCUUCAACACUUCGGAUUCAGGGAAUCAGCGAAAACCGCCAUGGUUGAGUCGCAUCUUCGGACGGGGCAACAGAACAAUCGAGAUUGGUAAGUAUGGUUCGCUCGAGGACGAGGCUGCUCGUCUUCGCCGCGACAACAGCCUGUUAUUGCGAGAGCUUAGCGAACUGCGUCGUCUUUAUGCUCGCCUUGAACAGCGACUCGUCGAAAGUGAGCAGCGAGAAUCUGAACGGGAGGAACAGCUCCACAACCUACAAGGGUUCAUGCUCCGGCUCUUUUCUUCCGUGGAGAUAAUGAACAGCCAGCUAGCAUCUGCUGGUUUGGACUUUUUAGCCCUCAGUCCUGAAUGGACGCAAGCACUGACGUAUCUAAGCGAUCAGGGAGAUCUCUCGAACCGGCCAGUGCCUGACCUGCGCCAGGUGGGUGCGAUCUCUGGCCAGCACAUCCACGACACGGACCCGCUGGAGCUUUUACAACCCGAUUCAUCUCAAUUGGAAAAUGCCUCUGUUAGUAAUACCACCAGCGACUCGUUCGGCCGGGAGACCCCGCAAACCACAGUUGCAGACGCGUACAGCUCCGUUCAGCAGAGCGGCAUCAUCGAUCAGGAGCUAGACGCGCUCCAACAGCGAAUGCAACAAAUGUAUCAAGAGGAACGAGCUGGAUUCUCCACCCUGCACGCGUUUCUCGACCAGCAGCAAACGCGCCCGGGUCGCAGUGCACCGGAAGUCACCCCGAGCGUACCAGGUCUGCGCAUCCUCGGUGAAGAUGUUCUCCUGCAGGGACCAACCGGCUCAUCAGAAACAACGUAA
Molecule: messenger RNA, 1371 nt
Organism: Cyanidioschyzon merolae strain 10D
Lineage: Eukaryota; Rhodophyta; Bangiophyceae; Cyanidiales; Cyanidiaceae
Product: heat shock transcription factor
Exons: 1
Coding region: 1-1371 (456 amino acids)
Biological process (GO): regulation of DNA-templated transcription
Molecular function (GO): sequence-specific DNA binding; DNA-binding transcription factor activity
Source: RefSeq, a predicted model, not a curated record